Messenger RNA from Penicillium robsamsonii, 1116 nucleotides. RefSeq names its product checkpoint protein HUS1 family protein. Gene Ontology annotation, cellular component: nucleolus; site of double-strand break; checkpoint clamp complex. Lineage: Eukaryota; Fungi; Ascomycota; Eurotiomycetes; Eurotiales; Aspergillaceae. Bases 1 to 1116 code for a protein of 371 amino acids. The transcript has 5 exons. The record is from RefSeq and is a predicted model, not a curated record. Gene Ontology annotation, biological process: meiotic DNA integrity checkpoint signaling; double-strand break repair via homologous recombination; nucleotide-excision repair.
AUGCGGUUCCGAACACAAUUAAGAGACAGCAGGACCUUCUCCAAGCUCACCGCGUCACUGUCCUCGCUGGGCAAGGUAUGUUGGAUGCGCCUGGAGUACGAGGUGAUCCGCUUUACGAUCAUACCCGACCAAGGCACACAAGUGUGGGCAUCAAUACCAGUUGGAACCAUUUUCGAUGAGACGACCUAUGAGCUAGAAUCCAAUUCCGACGCUAUCAACAUCGAAGUCAACAUCAGUGUCCUAAACCGAGCCCUACGCUCCGCCUGGGGCUCAACACAUACACAGCUCCGCCUAACUAAAAAAGACAAAACUCCUCUCUUGGCACUGACAGUCCUCUCAUCAGAAUGGACAGACGGGAACAUGGCCUUGGCCACCAACAAUGACGCUGAUGGCUUUGGUGACCCAAACCCAGCAGCUCCAAUCGAUACAACAGGCGAUCGAGGCCCACGCGAGCGCCAGACAUGGAUCACCCAAGAAAUCCCCAUCAGGAUUCUCCACGAGUCAGCAGUCGAAGGCCUACACGAGCCGCACUGCCCAGAUCCCGAAGUGCAUAUCAUCCUACCCAAUCUAGCGCAGCUGAAGAGCAUCUCCGAUCGCUUCACGAAAUUAGCAUCCACAGAUAGCAAAAGCCGACUACCAGGCAUGAUGGCGCCCGAUGCGCCGGGUAUGCAAUCUGUUUCUUUCAGCACGGCGGGCGCUAGCACAGCUGCCACGGCACUGUCGACCAACUCGUCUCCGAAGCUUGAAUUAUCUGCUAAUAUGCAUGGCUCACUACGGCUUGCUAUUGCUACGGAUGAGCUGCGCAUCGCGAGUGUCUGGACUGAUCUCGUGAACCCACCGUUGGAUCCUGCUCAAAUGAGCCAGGAGCAGAUGAGCCAGCUUCCCAGUGAGCUUAAUCGGAAGCGGGAGGCGAGCGAGGGAUCCGAAUCUGGCUGGGCUAAGGUUCGGAUUGAUGGAAAGGAUUGGAGUCGCGUGCUCAGUAUUGGAAGACUCAGUCCGAAGGUUGUUGCCUGCUUCAUCAAUGAAAUGGCACUGGUCCUUUAUGUUUACCUGCCGGGUAACAGGGAGGGAGAGGAAUCUUGUCUAACAUAUUAUAUCAAUUCAUUCACCACAUGA